AAAACAAGAUGCUAAACCAGAAUCCCCAGUUGUAUAAAAGCAGACUCAGAGAGUCAGUGAACAUUUCCAGCUUUCAGCAGCCUGAAGUGCUUCACUGAGGAGAACCAGGACUCAACAUCCCUGCUGUCAAAGAUGGCGAUGUGCAACUCUAACACGAGGAGACACACUGACAACAAAAAUAUUUACCCUGUGACCGAAAAAUUGCGGUCCAGACGCAUCGCCCUCCUGAUCAGUAAUAUAAAUUUUAUUGAUCAAAGAUUAACCAGACAUAAUGCUAAUAAAGAUGAGGAGGCCAUGGUCAACCUGCUCCAAACUCUGGGAUAUGAGGUGGAACGAUAUCGGAACUUGAGUGCACAGAAGAUCGACGAAGCUCUGAAAACCUUCUCCAGACAUCCAAAACUUGCUUUCACAGACAGCGUGUUUGUGGUUCUCAUGUCUCAUGGAGGCCUGAGAUCUUUGUGGGGCUCUGAUUGUAACAAGCUUGACAUCAACACGAUUUAUGAGCGCUUAAGCACAAAGAGCUGUCCUGCACUGAAGGACAAACCAAAGGUCAUCAUCAUUCAGGCCUCCAGAGGAGUAUAUGUACAAGGAAGAACAAAUCCGGACAUGGAUUUAGUUGGACAUCAAAAACUAACACCAGGUGCUCAGGUACCCAUCGACAGGGAUUUCAUCAGUUUGCAUUGCACCGCACCUCACAUCAGUACAUACAGACAUCUGUCAUUCAGCUCCUUCUUCAUCCAAAACUUCUUUGAGGUGUUCACCGGUGUGGGUCGUACGUGUCAUAUUGAUGAACUGUUCAAAAAAGUCAUUGAACGCUUCUAUUGUGCUGGUGCUGAGAGGAAGAUGCCAAUCAUGGAGAGAUGCACUCUGAUGAAGUACUUCUACCCAUUUGCAGGAAUGCAGCCGCUGUCUGCAGGACAGGAGCUUCUGAGCAUGAAGGCAGCCUCUCACAGGGUGGAGCCCGCUGUAGUCCGAUGGGAUAUUUUAGAGCUGAGGAAGUAUUCCUCUCGUCUCAUGAUCGAUGCGAACACGGUCAACAGGAAACUCAAAGUGUCCGACAGCAGCAGGAAGGUGACGUAUGUGACGGCGGUUCAGCCAUAUCCCGAUCAUCCCGACAGAUUUGACCGUCCUCAGCUGCUGUGCCUCAAUGCUGUGACUGCUCGCUGCUACUGGGAGGUCCAGUGGACUGGAGAGGUUUCCAUAGCAGUGAGUUACAAAGGAAUAACAAGGAAAGGAGAAGGAAAUAAGACUCUGUUUGGGUGGAAUAAUCAGUCCUGGAGUCUGUACUGCUCUGAUAAAUACACUGCCUGGCACGAUGGCAAAGAAACAGCCCUCUCCCACACCUGCUAUGACUCCUGUAAAGUAGGAGUGUAUGUGGACUGCCACGCUGGCACUCUGUCCUUCUUUAGCGUGUCCUCUAACACUCUGACCCACCUCCACACCUUCAAGACCAAGUUCGCUGGGCCUGUUUAUCCUGGAUUCAGAGUCUUCACCGCCUCCAAGUUGCAUCUGUGAAGAGCGUUCUCCUGUUGGAGGAACCCUCUGACUGUAGAACAGGUGUCGUCUCUGUGACUCACUUUCUCUGAGCUGCACAUUAACGGUGGAGGGAAUUUUCUCCCUUUCUCCUCAGUUUCAGUUUUCAGUUUCAGCACACGAUCCUAAAGCAGAGAUCGCCUCUGUAUGAUGUUUUUCUGAUACUAUAAAUUGAGCUUUAUGAACAGAAUCAGCAAACCUCAGAGGUGCAGGCGGUAAAGUUGAUAACCACCUUCAUGUGACCUCUGACCCUGAUUGCUGGGACCCUGGGAACAGGGGCAUCGUCUCUGUGUGCUCUGGUUUCUCGGGCGCUCCUGUGAUGCUGUGAUUGUUGCAGUGUUGUGUUUUGCAUCCUGCGGUACUCUGACAUGUGUCGGCUUUAUGAGUGUGUUUGGGUGGUUCGGUGUAUUCAUGGUUAGAUUGUUGCUAGGUUUUUGGAUUGGUUUUGUUUUUCAGUGUAUCGGUGUUUGGGUUGUAUAUAUUCCCACAGUUGUAAUUGAGGGUAAAGUUUGAGUUGAAUGUGUACCUGUAGUUCCUCAAUUUGACCACCUGAUGACGGUAAAUCCUUUGUGACUCCGUCCCAUCGGCCUGAUUGAAAGUGAGGCUUCAUGUUUGCAGACCUGAAGUUUGACUGGAGGACACAGAGAGGAUAAAUCUGUACUAAA
This is a messenger RNA of Archocentrus centrarchus (flier cichlid), 2198 nucleotides long. RefSeq names its product caspase-4-like. Gene Ontology annotation, molecular function: cysteine-type endopeptidase activity; protein binding. Bases 133 to 1515 code for a protein of 460 amino acids. Lineage: Eukaryota; Metazoa; Chordata; Actinopteri; Cichliformes; Cichlidae. The record is from RefSeq and is a predicted model, not a curated record. Gene Ontology annotation, biological process: regulation of inflammatory response; proteolysis. The transcript has 10 exons. Gene Ontology annotation, cellular component: NLRP3 inflammasome complex; AIM2 inflammasome complex; IPAF inflammasome complex.